Scylla paramamosain (green mud crab) is the source of this 2788-nucleotide messenger RNA. RefSeq lists its product as uncharacterized. Bases 99 to 1523 code for a protein of 474 amino acids. NCBI's taxonomy places the organism in Eukaryota, Metazoa, Arthropoda, Malacostraca, Decapoda, Portunidae. Gene Ontology annotation, cellular component: membrane. The transcript is spliced from 8 exons. Gene Ontology annotation, molecular function: ligand-gated monoatomic ion channel activity. The record is from RefSeq and is a predicted model, not a curated record.
CCUGCAUAAACAUUAAAAGCAUAACAUGAAUAUAUAAUAUUGCUGUAGGUUUUACAUAUAUAGUUGUGUACUGAAUGCAUCGGCAUACUAGCUGAGGUAUGGCAGUGCAGAAAUCUUUCGCCAUGACGGUAAUGUUGUGUGUCUGUCUUCAACCUACGACAGCCACACCUCCGGUCUUAGAGAAAGUUGACGAAGGUUGGGUAAAGGAAGCGCUUGAUGUAGUGUUGGCAGAGGCGUCAGUGUCUCACUGUUCCUUAAUUUUCAUCAUGGACAAGACGUCAUCCUAUUUUUAUGAGGCGUUGAGGAUCCGUGUGUCCGCAAGGAAGACUGGUGGGGAUGUGGUCUUCGAUGUGGCAGACGACAGAAGUAUUGGUGUCAAUCUCACCAUGACGCAAGUAGUGGCUCAGGCUCGUAAGAUGCAGCUGAUGUCCUGGUGUACAUUGGUGGUUGUCUUCAGUGACAACUCGACCUUCCUGUCUGUUUUCGCGGAGAUUGCUGAUAAAGGUCGGCUGAUGGUGUGGGAAACAAAACUUUUAGUAAUCACCAGGCUUCCUUUGUCGAACCUUCAGGACCUGUUACAGAAUUACUGGACCUUCUCAAUGAUGAAUACAAUGUUUCUUGAACUCAACACAUCAUCGGGAGAAAACCACUGCCGGAUAUAUGGCCACAUGCCAUAUGGACCCAAUGGAUCCCAUGUAGCGCAACUGGCAAGCCUGAAUUCUGGGCACGUUUUGGUGAAUCUCGGUGACAGAACGCUGUUCCCUGAAAAAUACAAUAAUUUCCAUGGUAUGAAGGUUAACCUCACAUGGAUUCCCUUGACACCGUAUUGGAUGGUAAUGAAACGACCAGGACCAAACGGCACAGAAGUAACUACGUUCAGUGGAAGGGAAUAUUGGAUCAUGGAAAACAUAGCACUGAUCCUCAACUUUUCUCUGAACCCUCUCCCAUACACAGGAUGGGAUCCAGUAAUGAAACGCUUGAGAACUCGUGAAGCUUUCCUUUGGCCUGUUACCCUGCCAAUAUUACCACACAUGCUGGAGCUUUAUGAUUUCAGUUUUUUUCUGGAGCGAUCCACUCUGGCCUUCACUAUGGCUAAGCCAUCCACCAAACCUACAUGGGAGAGCCUUUAUCGUCCUCUCAAGAUCGAUGUGUGGGGCCUCGUCGUGGCUUCAGUUGUAAUUGUGUAUAUUGUUCUCCUGAUGAUGAAUAAAAGCGGUAAAGACAAGGGACCCGGUGCAUGGCUAGUAAUGAAGCAGGUACUUGGGACACUACUUGACGAGGCCAUCCCCGGAGAGCUACCACAACGCAGUACCACGAGGGUGGUUUUGACGGCAUGGCUGAUCUUUAGUUUCGUCGUGGGAACAGUUUACCGCAGCAAUCUCACUGCCUCCCUCACAAUACCAAAGUACCCUCCUCGCAUCGAGACCCUCAGCGGACUGGUUGAUGCAAAUACCAAGCAAGUAGAUCGUGCGUUUUUUUUUUUUUUUUUUCCGUUCCAUGUGGCACUCAGUUUUCCAGUAUAGGACAAAUAUUCAGCUGUUGUUUGCAGAGGAUACUAUACAGGUAUAUAUCUGACGGAGAGUUUGAUAUCUUAAAUAGAUUUAUAUACAAAGAUAUAGAGAUAAUGAAAUUUUAAAAUGCAAUGGCCAACCCACAUUGGAAUACAUCUGCUGCUAUGGGUAAAAUACUGUCAGCCAAUUGCAAAGCUGGAAAUGUGGGGGAAAGGCGCUGACAGUGAUAGUGACUGAAAUAACACCCUGCUCUCUCGUUUCUUGGCUUCUAACACAACUAUAUCCCUAUUCGGUGAUCACUGUGGCACAGAAUGGUAUUCCUGAGUAUAGUUUCUUCAUAAAUUUAUUACCCAGAAUGUGAAAGUGUGUAUAUCUUGCCUUCAAUCGUUGGAAGUAUGGAGGCAUUGGUGAAGAGGCUAGCUGAUCCGGUAAUGCCAUCUGUUAUGAGAGCUCCCUCACUGUGCUCCCUGCAUGACUAUGUGCCUAUUCUGUGAUCACUGUGACAUGCAAAGAUAUUCCUGAGCAUAGUUCCUUAAUAAGUAUACUACUAAGUACAAAGAAACAUUUUUAUAUUUUCUUUCAAUUCCUGGAAAUAUCAGGUUACGUACUCAUCGAUGAGAUGUAGAGAAACACUAAGUUCCAUUUACAUCAAGCAAGAACUUGAUAAAACUUCAGUGUUUACGAAUUCCUUGAAGCUACGUGACUUAUUUUACUUAUGUAACCUGGCAUUUUUUUUUUUUAACUUAUGAACUCUGUUCACUGAAAAAAACAACGAUAAAUAUUAACAUUCAUCUCUGCAGACGUUUUUCUUCAUUAUUUUAUUUUAUUAAUUUAUGUAAGAGCGGCUCUGGAUAAGGGCUUGAAAAUGCAGAAAAAGACCCACUGAAAGUGCCAGUUACCAAAGAGUAGAACCAAAAGGAUUAUCCAAAAUUAGAGGAGUAAUGUCUUCAAAACUAUCUUUCGAAAGAAUUUAAUUCAUAGAUAAGGGGAAAUACAGAAGCAGGCUGUGUGUUCCAGAAUUUACCAUAAAAAGGGAUGAUAGGUUGAGAAUAUUUGUUAAAUCUUGGAUUAGGAAGGCGAAUAUUUUCAGAUUUGGUUGACAUCGAAACGGUGCUGGAGCGUUCCCCACCAGAUCGAAACGACUACACACCAGACAGGACUUAAGCAAUUCAGCAUCCUCCGUUUUUUUUUUUUCUUUUUUCUUUGACACGUCUUAAAGACAAAUUAUUUACCCCCGUACUCUUCGGUUGCCAAGGAGUGUCAUAGGUGUAAAAUAA